Molecule: messenger RNA, 1608 nt
Organism: Lineus longissimus
Lineage: Eukaryota; Metazoa; Nemertea; Pilidiophora; Heteronemertea; Lineidae
Exons: 1
Coding region: 1-1608 (535 amino acids)
Biological process (GO): DNA integration
Molecular function (GO): nucleic acid binding
Source: RefSeq, a predicted model, not a curated record
AUGUGGCCCAAGGGAAAGUUGUCAGAUGAGUCGAGUGAAGAUCUAGAGGAGAAGAAGACAACAACGAGGUCCAAUGUGGCCAUCGUUGAGGAGCCUCCCAAGGAUGCGCCAAUAGAUGCUAGCAGAUAUGGUUCAUGGAACAAGCUUACCCGAGUGACAGCGAGAGUCUUUUGGGUCAUACAAAAGUGGAGGGGGAGAAUCCAGGAUGAUGAAAAUACAGCAGGAAAGAUACCAACACUCAACGUUGAAGAUAUCAGAAAGGCAGAGUUCUACUGGUAUCGCCACAUUCAGAGGAGCACAUAUAAAGACGAAAUCCAGACAUUGGAGAACAGAGGUGUUCUUAGGAAGAGUCGCAUCCUUAAAUUGGAUCCCAAAUUUGACGAAGUCAACAAAGUGCUCAGAGUAGGCGGCAGGUUACAGAACUCGGAGUUGAAAGAGGAGACCAAGCACCAAGUGAUACUUCCGCACAACCAUCCAAUCGUGGACAAAAUAGUCAUGGACAUGCAUGAGGAGUGCAUGCAUGCAGGAUCUGAAACAGUUGUAACCAACUUGAGAAGCAAGAUUUGGGUAACUCAGGUCAGGAGGGAUGUCAAGAGGAUUCUAAACAAAUGUCUUAUCUGUGAAGUACGAAGAGCAUGUCCAUCCAAACAGAAGAUGGCGCCGCUUCCUUCAGAUAGAGUGUCUUUUUCGCCUGCCUUCUCCGUGGUUGGUGUAGAUUUUGCUGGGCCGUUGUACGUACUCGAGGUACGUGGAAAAGACAAGCCGGAGAAGGUGUAUAUUUGCCUCUUCACCUGUGCGACGUCGAGGAUGGUACAUCUAGAGUUGACUCAUCGACUAACAACAGACGAGUUUCUUCAGGCAUUUAGGAGAAUGGUUAACCGCCGAGGGAUCUGCAACACAAUGUGGUCUGAUAAUGCGCGAACAUUCAAGUCUGCAGGAUCUUUCAUCAAAAAGGUCUUCGUUAGGGCAAAUAGCAUCAAAGAAACAGAGUUGGAUACAGAUGCUUUGACUACGCAGUUAGCUGCCAAGGGGAUAGAAUGGAAAUUUAUCGUUGAGCGAGCUCCAUGGCGAGGUGGCUGGUGGGAGCGGUUAGUUCGGUCAGUCAAGGAGUCAUUGAGGAGAGUGUUAGGGAAGGCACUUCUUAGAUACACUGAGCUGUACACAGUCUUGACAGAUGUUGAAGCUGCGAUCAACUCUCGACCGUUGACAACCAUAAGUGAUGAUAGUAGAGAUCUGGAACCUCUAACGCCAGCUCAUCUUGCAUUGGGAAGGCCGCUAAUGGGAAUACCAGAUGUAGCAGAAGAAACAUGGGAGGCAGCUGAUACAAUUGUGACGCAGCGCUACUUGUAUAGACAGAAGUUAGCCAAUCACUUCUGGAAGAGAUGGCAAAACGAAUAUCUACCAAGUCUUACAGUGAGGAAAAAGUGGGAAACUGAGAAGCCACUGGUAGAAGUUGGAAGUAUCGUGCUGAUAUCUGAGGAUCGUACACCUAGAGGAAGUUGGCUGCUAGGACGGGUGGAUGAAGUCUAUAUGGGAAAGGAUGAAAUCUGCAGGACCGUCGCAGUAAGGACGAAAAAGGGCGUACUAAAGAGACCGAUUCAACGAUAA